Molecule: messenger RNA, 16211 nt
Organism: Episyrphus balteatus (marmalade hoverfly)
Lineage: Eukaryota; Metazoa; Arthropoda; Insecta; Diptera; Syrphidae
Gene: Sdb
Product: titin
Exons: 5
Coding region: 357-16103 (5248 amino acids)
Biological process (GO): microtubule anchoring
Cellular component (GO): cytoskeleton; sperm flagellum; centriole
Molecular function (GO): microtubule binding
Source: RefSeq, a predicted model, not a curated record
UGUGUAGACUUGUAGACACUUAAUUCAGAUACUCCAGCAGAAAUGAAUUUCAGUACGUUUUCAACCGAGUUGUGUGUCGGUCGCAUUUAAUCCGCAUUUCUAUAUUUUUUUACCCUGAUUUUUUAUAAGAAGAAAUAAAGACAUAUACAUUCCCUAAAUUAAGAUUAAUUGUUGAUUCUGUGGUUCGUUGCGGUGACUGUUAUUAGGUGGUGACGUUGUGAAAUUUUAUUCAGUGAAAAUAUAUACAUACAUAUAUGUAUAUUAAUAUUUAAGGUGCAUAUAAGUUUUUAAUUUGAAUAUUAAAAAUAUCCAUACGCAAAAAAAUUUUAUAUAAAAAAAAAUAAUAAUAAUAAAAAAUGGUGUCUAAAAAUAAUAAGAAAAAAACCGGUAGUAAUGCUGGGGAUAAGAAAAGCCAGAUAUCAAAAGUAUCUGAAGCCUCUGCAACCGAAAUUUUAAAUCCCACAGUCGGUAAAAAUAAACAUUCCGAAGAAUUAUCAAUUAUGUCUAAAAACAAAAGUAUCACACAAACUAGUAAAUUUAAGCACUCAUCGACUGAAAAAUCCUCUCAAUAUUCUGAGUUUUCGGAUACGAAAAUCAUUCCAGCAGAUGUAUCAUUUGAUACAAAUCCUUUGAUCGAGGAUAUUAUUAAUUUACCAUCAACAUCGGGUACUAAAAUGUCUUCAGCAUCAAACGAACAAAGUUUUGAAACAACUUCAAGCACAAACGAAAAUAAAGAAGGACUCAUAACAACAUCAUCCGAAUCAAAAGCACAAAAAUCCCAAUCAGCUUCCAUAGUAACAGAUAACCAAGAACUUACGACUAUCUCAUCAGAUUCGAAAUUUCAAAAAACUCAUUCAACAAGUUUAAUGGAGAGCCAAGGACCAACAACAACAAGAAUGAUUUCAGACAAAAAUAGUGAACACUCGCAAACUGCCUUAGGGGUUUCAACUUUUUCAUCAAAAUCAGAGCAGUAUAAAUCGCAUAGCUCGAAUACAAUGAAAAGUGAGAAAAUUUCUCUGAGUGAGGGCGCUUCCGCCACAUCAACCACUCAUGCAUCGGGCAGUAUUGUUUCUAGUUCAAAUGAACAAAGUUCAAAAUCGAUUAAUAUUUCUAGCAUUGAGCAAUCAUCAUCAUCACACAGCCAAACCAAUAUAUCUGAUCAACUUGCUACCACCAUAUCAUCGACCGAUUCAGCAGCUUAUACAAACUCAAAAGCCCAUUCAUCAUCGUCGACUACUCAACAGUCGUCAUCAACAUCAAAUAUACUUGCUUCCUCACAUUCAAGCACCUCUAUUUCCAAGAGGUCCUCUGAAUCAACUUCUAUUACAAAUGAACAAAAUGUUGUACAACGCAUGUCCGACAAUCAAACCGAAACUAAAAAUCAAUUAUUGCUGCAAAGUGCAGGAAAUAAUAAAAUUAGUCAGAAAAAUGUAGAAUCUAUUGAGUCAGUUGCAAAAGAGCAAGUUUUUGAUCAUAAAACAAAAACUUGGACUGAUUUUAAUGAAAAGACUAUUGUUAAAAAUCAACCAUCUUUGUUACGUUACGUCAGCCAAGAUUCGGAUGGAUCCUAUAAAGUAACAUACAAGAAAAAAAUAUUUGACCGCAGGAACAACAAGUGGAAGGUGGUAGAGCAGAAAGUAGUUGACAGUGCACAUGAUGUAGGCUACCCUGAAAUAGGCGAUGAUGUCACCAACAGCACAACCACAACUUAUACCACAAAAGUUUACGACACAAAGCUUGGCAAGUGGAAAAUCGUCGACGAAAAAUCGUAUGUGGACCCAAAAGCUUUCGUUCCCACUGAUAUUGCUCGUGAGAUAGAGAAAGAUAAUACCGAUGUAGCUAAUAUAACAACUACCACAGAAGUGACAAAGAUAUUUGAUGCCAGCAUCAACGAUUGGCGUGUUGUUGACGAACGAACUCAUACAGACGUUAUAGAAAAAAUAGUCGAUCCACCAAAGAAAAUAGUUUAUGUUGACGAAUAUACCAACAUCGAGAAAGAUACUCAAUAUCUGGAAAAUAUUAAAAACGUAACUGACAUAUCUAACAAAUACUCAGAACAUAAACAUAUUUCGAAAAAUAUAUACGAUGAAGUGGAUCAUGUUGCCCGUGACACCAGAAAUACUUCAAUGCAUCUCGAUUCACGAACCAUUGGAGUCGGUAACAGUAAGAAGACAAUGUCUACAUCUCAUCAACAGAACGAAAAGUGCAUUUGUGAAAUUUGUACAUGCGGUCGGCACCACUGCAUCAACAGUCAAACGAAAUCAACCGAGUAUAAUAAUAAAUUAACUAACCGCGAAGAUAUCAACAUUACUCAUAGUGAACAACAUGACACAUCUGAAGAAAAAUCAACUAUUCGAAGAAACACAUGGACCAAAUCCGAUAUUAAAAACGCUAAACUGGGAAUUAAAAACGACUCUUUUUCAAAAUGUGAUACAGAAUCUCAAAGUGAAGCACAAAACGUUUCAAAAAUUAUAAACUCAAUAGAUCUUCCAACGGUGAAAUCUGGAGAUAAUUUGAAAUCAGGAAACGAAUACACAUACAAUGACCGUUUGCAAAAAGAAGAAGAAACCACACUUCAACAAUCAAAAGAUUUCAUAUCGUUAACACGAAGGAAAGCAUACACACCGAAGGAUAAUUUGUUCUUAGAAGGAACAUCGUACUUUUGUCCCGAAAAUUCAUACAAGGUAACAGAGCCUCUUGAUAGCCCCGUUGCAUAUGGCAACCAAAGACCCAUUCAAAAGCGCCCUGUUGACAACCUUAAACUAGAAGGAGAGUUUACGGUACACAAAAAGGAAGCUUUCCAAAGUGCUGAAAAAACAAUCCGUAUUAUUCAUGAAGAUAAUCUAAAAACAGAAGGUGAAAUGUCAUUUGAAGAAAAACAUGAAUAUCAGUAUGUAACAAGGCCUGAUCAAGUUAGACAUUUAGAUAACUUGAAACCUGAAGGUGAAUUUUAUACUCCAGACAAAGUUAAGUUCCAGCCAGCAGACAGACCAAGUCAAAAGCGACCCGAGGAUAAUCUUUACCCAGAGGGCGAAUUUUAUUCUCCAGAGAAAGGCAAAUACAGGCCAGCUGAGAGGCCAGUUCAAAAGAAACCAGAAGAUAACUUGCAUCCUGAAGGAGAGUUCUAUACGCCAGAUAAAAGUUCUUUUAAGCCUGCUGAAAGGCCUGUCCAAAAACGACCAGAAGAUAACCUCCGUCCUGACGGUGAUUUUUAUGCUCCCCAAAAAGAACCAUUUCGGCCCGCAGAAAAGACUAUUCAAAUUAUUCGAGAAGAUAAUUUGAAAACAGAAGGUGAAAUGACAUUUGACGAAAAACGAGAAUAUCGUUUUGUAAGCAGACCCGAUCAAGUAAGACCUUCUGACAAUUUGAAACCCGAAGGAGAAUUUUAUACUCCAGAAAAAUCUUCCUAUAAGGCUGCCGAAAGGCCUGUCCAAAAACGCCCUGAAGACAAUCUCCACCCAGAAGGUGAAUUUUACUCUCCAGAAAAAGAAAAAUACAGACCAGCUGAAAGACCAGUACAAAAAAAACCUGAGGACAACCUGCGGCCUGAGGGCGAAUUCCAUACUCCCGAAAAGGCUAAGUUUCAACCAGCUGAAAGGCCGAAACAAAAGAGACCAGAAGAUAAUCUCCGUCCUGAUGGUGAGUUUUGCGCUCCCGAAAAGGAACAGUUCCGACCUGCUGAAAAAACUGUUAGGAUUAUCCGUGAGGAUAAUUUGAAAACAGAAGGCGAAAUGACUUUUGAAGAAACACGUGAAUAUCAAUUUGUGACAAGGCCAGAUAAAGUUAGACCUUUGGACAACUUGAAAACUGAAGGUGAAUUCUAUACUCCAGAUAAAGUUAAGUUCCAGCCAGCAGAGAGGCCAAGUCAAAAGCGACCAGAAGAUAACUUACAUCCUGAAGGAGAAUUCUAUGCUCCAGAUAAACCUUCGUUUAAGCCUGCCGAAAGGCCUGUCCAAAAGCGUCCCGAAGACAAUCUUCGCCCAGAAGGAGAAUUUUACUCCCCAGAAAAGGAAAAAUACAGGCCCGCUGAGAGGCCACUUCAGAAGAAACCUGAAGAUAAUCUCCGCCCUGAGGGUGAAUUCCAUACUCCCGAAAAAAAUAAGUUUAAACCCGCUGAAAGGCCUGUUCAGAAGCGUCCUGAAGACAAUCUCCGUCCUGAUGGUGAAUUUUACGCACCUGAAAAGCAACCGUUCCGACCUGCUGAAAAAACUGUUAGGAUCAUUCGUGAAGAUAAUUUGAAAACAGAAGGAGAAAUGACGUUUGAAGAAAAACGUGAAUAUCACUUUGUGACAAGGCCAGAUCAAGUUAGACCUACGGACAACUUGAAACCUGAAGGUGAAUUCUAUACUCCAGACAAAGUUAAGUUCCAGCCAGCAGAGAGGCCAAGUCAAAAGCGACCAGAAGACAACUUACAUCCUCAAGGAGAAUUCUAUGCUCCAGACAGACCCUCGUUUAAGCCUGCCGAAAGACCGGUCCAAAAGCGUCCCGAAGACAAUCUUCGCCCAGAAGGAGAAUUUUACUCCCCAGAAAAAGAAAAAUACAGACCAGCUGAGAGGCCAAUUCAGAAGAAACCUGAAGACAAUUUGCGGCCUGAGGGUGAAUUCCACACUCCUGAGAAAUCUAAAUUUCAACCAGCUGAAAGGCCGAAACAAAAGAGACCAGAAGACAACUUGCACCCUGAAGGAGAAUUCUAUGCUCCAGACAGACCCUCGUUUAAGCCUGCCGAAAGACCGGUCCAAAAGCGUCCCGAAGACAAUCUUCGCCCAGAAGGAGAAUUUUACUCCCCAGAAAAAGAAAAAUACAGGCCCGCUGAGAGGCCAGUUCAGAAGAAACCUGAAGAUAAUCUCCGCCCUGAGGGUGAAUUCCAUACUCCCGAAAAAAAUAAGUUUAAACCCGCUGAAAGGCCUGUUCAGAAGCGUCCUGAAGACAAUCUCCGUCCUGAUGGUGAAUUUUACGCUCCUGAAAAGCAACCGUUCCGACCUGCUGAAAAAACUGUUAGGAUUAUUCGUGAAGAUAAUUUGAAAACAGAAGGAGAAAUGACGUUUGAAGAAAAACAUGAAUAUCACUUUGUGACAAGGCCAGAUCAAGUUAGACCUACGGACAACUUGAAACCUGAAGGUGAAUUCUAUACUCCAGACAAAGUUAAGUUCCAGCCAGCAGAGAGGCCAAGUCAAAAGCGACCAGAAGACAACUUACAUCCUGAAGGAGAAUUCUAUGCUCCAGACAGACCCUCGUUUAAGCCUGCCGAAAGACCGGUCCAAAAGCGUCCCGAAGACAAUCUUCGCCCAGAAGGAGAAUUUUACUCCCCAGAAAAAGAAAAAUACAGACCAGCUGAGAGGCCAAUUCAGAAGAAACCUGAAGACAAUUUGCGGCCUGAGGGUGAAUUCCACACUCCUGAGAAAUCUAAAUUUCAACCAGCUGAAAGGCCGAAACAAAAGAGACCAGAAGACAACUUGCACCCUGAAGGAGAAUUCUAUGCUCCAGACAGACCCUCGUUUAAGCCUGCCGAAAGACCGGUCCAAAAGCGUCCCGAAGACAAUCUUCGCCCAGAAGGAGAAUUUUACUCCCCAGAAAAAGAAAAAUACAGACCAGCUGAGAGGCCAGUUCAGAAGAAACCUGAAGACAAUUUGCGGCCUGAGGGUGAAUUCCACACUCCUGAAAAAGCUAAAUUUAAACCCGCUGAAAGGCCUGUUCAGAAACGUCCUGAAGACAAUCUCCGUCCUGACGGUGAAUUUUAUACUCCUGAAAAGCAACCAUUCCGACCUGCUGAAAAAACUGUUAGGAUUAUUCGUGAAGAUAAUUUGAAAACAGAAGGAGAAAUGACGUUUGAAGAAAAACGUGAAUAUCACUUUGUGACAAGGCCAGAUCAAGUUAGACCUACGGACAACUUGAAACCUGAAGGUGAAUUCUAUACUCCAGACAAAGUUAAGUUCCAGCCAGCAGAGAGGCCCAGUCAAAAGCGACCAGAAGACAACUUACAUCCUGAAGGAGAAUUCUAUGCUCCAGAUAAACCUUCGUUUAAGCCUGCCGAAAGGCCUGUCCAAAAGCGUCCCGAAGACAAUCUUCGCCCAGAAGGAGAAUUUUACUCCCCAGAAAAGGAAAAAUACAGGCCCGCUGAGAGGCCAGUUCAGAAGAAACCUGAGGACAACCUCCGUCCAGAGGGUGAAUUCCAUACUCCCGAAAAAGCUAAAUUUCAACCAGCUGAAAGGCCGAAGCAAAAGAGACCAGAAGACAACUUGCACCCUGAAGGAGAAUUCUAUGCUCCAGACAGACCCUCGUUUAAGCCUGCCGAAAGACCGGUCCAAAAGCGUCCCGAAGACAAUCUUCGCCCAGAAGGAGAAUUUUACUCCCCAGAAAAGGAAAAAUACAGGCCCGCUGAGAGGCCAGUUCAGAAGAAACCUGAGGACAACCUCCGUCCAGAGGGUGAAUUCCAUACUCCCGAAAAAGCUAAAUUUCAACCAGCUGAAAGGCCGAAACAAAAGAGACCAGAAGACAACUUGCACCCUGAAGGAGAAUUCUAUGCUCCAGAUAAACCUUCGUUUAAGCCUGCCGAAAGGCCUGUCCAAAAGCGUCCCGAAGAUAAUCUUCGCCCAGAAGGAGAAUUUUACUCCCCAGAAAAGGAAAAAUACAGGCCCGCUGAGAGGCCAGUUCAGAAGAAACCUGAAGACAAUUUGCGGCCUGAGGGUGAAUUCCAUACUCCCGAGAAAUCUAAAUAUCAACCAGCUGAAAGGCCUGUACAGAAGCGUCCUGAAGACAAUCUCCGUCCUGAUGGUGAAUUUUAUGCUCCUGAAAAGCAACCAUUCCGACCUGCUGAAAAAACUGUUAGGAUUAUUCGUGAAGAUAAUUUGAAAACAGAAGGAGAAAUGACGUUUGAAGAAAAACGUGAAUAUCACUUUGUGACAAGGCCAGAUCAAGUUAGACCUACGGACAACUUGAAACCUGAAGGUGAAUUCUAUACUCCAGACAAAGUUAAGUUCCAGCCAGCAGAGAGGCCAAGUCAAAAGCGACCAGAAGACAACUUACAUCCUGAAGGAGAAUUCUAUGCUCCAGAUAAACCUUCGUUUAAGCCUGCCGAAAGGCCUGUCCAAAAGCGUCCCGAAGACAAUCUUCGCCCAGAAGGAGAAUUUUACUCCCCAGAAAAGGAAAAAUACAGGCCCGCUGAGAGGCCAGUUCAGAAGAAACCUGAGGACAACUUGCGGCCAGAGGGUGAAUUCCAUACUCCCGAGAAAUCUAAAUAUCAACCAGCUGAAAGGCCUGUUCAGAAGCGACCUGAAGACAAUCUCCGUCCUGAUGGUGAAUUUUAUGCUCCUGAAAAGCAACCAUUCCGACCUGCUGAAAAAACUGUUAGGAUUAUUCGUGAAGAUAAUUUGAAAACAGAAGGAAAAAUGACGUUUGAAGAAAAACGUGAAUAUCACUUUGUGACAAGGCCAGAUCAAGUUAGACCUACGGACAACUUGAAACCUGAAGGUGAAUUCUAUACUCCAGACAAAGUAAAGUUCCAGCCAGCAGAGAGGCCAAGUCAAAAGCGACCAGAAGACAACCUGCAUCCUGAAGGAAAAUUCUAUGCUCCAGAUAAACCUUCGUUUAAGCCUGCCGAAAGGCCUGUCCAAAAGCGUCCCGAAGACAAUCUUCGCCCAGAAGGAGAAUUUUACUCCCCAGAAAAGGAAAAAUACAGGCCCGCUGAGAGGCCAGUUCAGAAGAAACCUGAGGACAACCUCCGUCCAGAGGGUGAAUUCCAUACUCCCGAAAAAGCUAAAUUUCAACCAGCUGAAAGGCCGAAACAAAAGAGACCAGAAGACAACUUGCACCCUGAAGGAGAAUUCUAUGCUCCAGACAGACCCUCGUUUAAGCCUGCCGAAAGACCGGUCCAAAAGCGUCCCGAAGACAAUCUUCGCCCAGAAGGAGAAUUUUACUCCCCAGAAAAGGAAAAAUACAGGCCCGCUGAGAGGCCAGUUCAGAAGAAACCUGAGGACAACCUCCGUCCAGAGGGUGAAUUCCAUACUCCCGAAAAAGCUAAAUUUCAACCAGCUGAAAGGCCGAAACAAAAGAGACCAGAAGACAACUUGCACCCUGAAGGAGAAUUCUAUGCUCCAGAUAAACCUUCGUUUAAGCCUGCCGAAAGGCCUGUCCAAAAGCGUCCCGAAGACAAUCUUCGCCCAGAAGGAGAAUUUUACUCCCCAGAAAAGGAAAAAUACAGGCCCGCUGAGAGGCCAGUUCAGAAGAAACCUGAGGACAACCUCCGUCCAGAGGGUGAAUUCCACACUCCUGAAAAAGCUAAAUUUCAACCCGCUGAAAGGCCUGUUCAGAAACGUCCUGAAGACAAUCUCCGUCCUGACGGUGAAUUUUAUGCUCCUGAAAAGCAACCAUUCCGGCCUGCUGAAAAAACUGUUAGGAUUAUUCGUGAAGAUAAUUUGAAAACAGAAGGAGAAAUGACGUUUGAAGAAAAACGUGAAUAUCACUUUGUGACAAGGCCAGAUCAAGUUAGACCUACGGACAACUUGAAACCUGAAGGUGAAUUCUAUACUCCAGACAAAGUUAAGUUCCAGCCAGCAGAGAGGCCAAGUCAAAAGCGACCAGAAGACAACCUGCAUCCUGAAGGAGAAUUCUAUGCUCCAGAUAAACCUUCGUUUAAGCCUGCCGAAAGGCCUGUCCAAAAGCGUCCCGAAGACAAUCUUCGCCCAGAAGGAGAAUUUUACUCCCCAGAAAAAGAAAAAUACAGGCCCGCUGAGAGGCCAGUUCAGAAGAAACCUGAGGACAACCUCCGUCCAGAGGGUGAAUUCCAUACUCCCGAAAAAGCUAAAUUUCAACCAGCUGAAAGGCCGAAACAAAAGAGACCAGAAGACAACUUGCACCCUGAAGGAGAAUUCUAUGCUCCAGACAGACCCUCGUUUAAGCCUGCUGAAAGACCGGUCCAAAAGCGUCCCGAAGACAAUCUUCGCCCAGAAGGAGAAUUUUAUUCCCCAGAAAAGGAAAAAUACAGGCCCGCUGAGAGGCCAGUUCAGAAGAAACCUGAGGACAACCUCCGUCCAGAGGGUGAAUUCCAUACUCCCGAAAAAGCUAAAUUUCAACCAGCUGAAAGGCCGAAACAAAAGAGACCAGAAGACAACUUGCACCCUGAAGGAGAAUUCUAUGCUCCAGACAGACCCUCGUUUAAGCCUGCCGAAAGACCGGUCCAAAAGCGCCCCGAAGACAAUCUUCGCCCAGAAGGAGAAUUUUACUCCCCAGAAAAGGAAAAAUACAGGCCCGCUGAGAGGCCAGUUCAGAAGAAACCUGAGGACAACCUCCGUCCAGAGGGUGAAUUCCAUACUCCCGAAAAAGCUAAAUUUCAACCAGCUGAAAGGCCGAAACAAAAGAGACCAGAAGACAACUUGCACCCUGAAGGAGAAUUCUAUGCUCCAGAUAAACCUUCGUUUAAGCCUGCCGAAAGGCCUGUCCAAAAGCGUCCCGAAGACAAUCUUCGCCCAGAAGGAGAAUUUUACUCCCCAGAAAAGGAAAAAUACAGGCCCGCUGAGAGGCCAGUUCAGAAGAAACCUGAGGACAACCUCCGUCCAGAGGGUGAAUUCCACACUCCUGAAAAAGCUAAAUUUCAACCCGCUGAAAGGCCUGUUCAGAAACGUCCUGAAGACAAUCUCCGUCCUGACGGUGAAUUUUAUGCUCCUGAAAAGCAACCAUUCCGACCUGCUGAAAAAACUGUUAGGAUUAUUCGUGAAGAUAAUUUGAAAACAGAAGGAGAAAUGACGUUUGAAGAAAAACGUGAAUAUCACUUUGUGACAAGGCCAGAUCAAGUUAGACCUACGGACAACUUGAAACCUGAAGGUGAAUUCUAUACUCCAGACAAAGUUAAGUUCCAGCCAGCAGAGAGGCCAAUUCAAAAGCGACCAGAAGACAACUUGCAUCCUGAAGGAGAAUUCUAUGCUCCAGAUAAACCUUCGUUUAAGCCUGCCGAAAGGCCUGUCCAAAAGCGUCCCGAAGACAAUCUUCGCCCAGAAGGAGAAUUUUACUCCCCAGAAAAAGAAAAAUACAGGCCCGCUGAGAGGCCAGUUCAGAAGAAACCUGAGGACAACCUCCGUCCAGAGGGUGAAUUCCAUACUCCCGAAAAAGCUAAAUUUCAACCAGCUGAAAGGCCGAAACAAAAGAGACCAGAAGACAACUUGCACCCUGAAGGAGAAUUCUAUGCUCCAGACAGACCCUCGUUUAAGCCUGCCGAAAGACCGGUCCAAAAGCGUCCCGAAGACAAUCUUCGCCCAGAAGGAGAAUUUUACUCCCCAGAAAAGGAAAAAUACAGGCCCGCUGAGAGGCCAGUUCAGAAGAAACCUGAGGACAACCUCCGUCCAGAGGGUGAAUUCCAUACUCCCGAAAAAGCUAAAUUUCAACCAGCUGAAAGGCCGAAACAAAAGAGACCAGAAGACAACUUGCACCCUGAAGGAGAAUUCUAUGCUCCAGAUAAACCUUCGUUUAAGCCUGCCGAAAGGCCUGUCCAAAAGCGUCCCGAAGACAAUCUUCGCCCAGAAGGAGAAUUUUACUCCCCAGAAAAGGAAAAAUACAGGCCCGCUGAGAGGCCAGUUCAGAAGAAACCUGAGGACAACCUCCGUCCAGAGGGUGAAUUCCAUACUCCCGAAAAAGCUAAAUUUCAACCAGCUGAAAGGCCGAAACAAAAGAGACCAGAAGACAACUUGCACCCUGAAGGAGAAUUCUAUGCUCCAGAUAAACCUUCGUUUAAGCCUGCCGAAAGGCCUGUCCAAAAGCGUCCCGAAGACAAUCUUCGCCCAGAAGGAGAAUUUUACUCCCCAGAAAAGGAAAAAUACAGGCCCGCUGAGAGGCCAGUUCAGAAGAAACCUGAGGACAACCUCCGUCCAGAGGGUGAAUUCCACACUCCUGAAAAAGCUAAAUUUCAACCCGCUGAAAGGCCUGUUCAGAAACGUCCUGAAGACAAUCUCCGUCCUGACGGUGAAUUUUAUGCUCCUGAAAAGCAACCAUUCCGGCCUGCUGAAAAAACUGUUAGGAUUAUUCGUGAAGAUAAUUUGAAAACAGAAGGAGAAAUGACGUUUGAAGAAAAACGUGAAUAUCACUUUGUGACAAGGCCAGAUCAAGUUAGACCUACGGACAACUUGAAACCUGAAGGUGAAUUCUAUACUCCAGACAAAGUUAAGUUCCAGCCAGCAGAGAGGCCAAGUCAAAAGCGACCAGAAGACAACUUACAUCCUGAAGGAGAAUUCUAUGCUCCAGACAGACCCUCGUUUAAGCCUGCUGAAAGACCGGUCCAAAAGCGUCCCGAAGACAAUCUUCGCCCAGAAGGAGAAUUUUAUUCCCCAGAAAAGGAAAAAUACAGGCCCGCUGAGAGGCCAGUUCAGAAGAAACCUGAGGACAACCUCCGUCCAGAGGGUGAAUUCCAUACUCCCGAAAAAGCUAAAUUUCAACCAGCUGAAAGGCCGAAACAAAAGAGACCAGAAGACAACUUGCACCCUGAAGGAGAAUUCUAUGCUCCAGAUAAACCUUCGUUUAAGCCUGCCGAAAGGCCGAUCCAAAAGCGUCCCGAAGACAAUCUUCGCCCAGAAGGAGAAUUUUACUCCCCAGAAAAGGAAAAAUACAGGCCCGCUGAGAGACCAGUUCAGAAGAAACCUGAAGACAAUCUUCGUCCUGAGGGUGAAUUCCACACUCCUGAAAAAGCUAAAUUUAAACCCGCUGAAAGGCCUGUUCAGAAACGCCCUGAAGACAAUCUCCGUCCUGACGGUGAAUUUUAUACUCCUGAAAAGCAACCAUUCCGACCUGCUGAAAAAACUGUUAGGAUUAUUCGUGAAGAUAAUUUGAAAACAGAAGGAGAAAUGACGUUUGAAGAAAAACAUGAAUAUCACUUUGUGACAAGGCCAGAUCAAGUUAGACCUACGGACAACUUGAAACCUGAAGGUGAAUUCUAUACUCCAGACAAAGUUAAGUUCCAGCCAGCAGAGAGGCCAAGUCAAAAGCGACCAGAAGACAACUUACAUCCUGAAGGAGAAUUCUAUGCUCCAGACAGACCCUCGUUUAAGCCUGCUGAAAGACCGGUCCAAAAGCGUCCCGAAGACAAUCUUCGCCCAGAAGGAGAAUUUUAUUCCCCAGAAAAGGAAAAAUACAGGCCCGCUGAGAGACCAGUUCAGAAGAAACCUGAAGACAAUCUGCGGCCUGAGGGUGAAUUCCACACGCCCGAGAAAUCUAAAUUUCAACCAGCUGAAAGGCCGAAACAAAAGAGACCAGAAGACAACUUGCACCCUGAAGGAGAAUUCUAUGCUCCAGACAGACCAUCGUUUAAGCCUGCCGAAAGACCGGUCCAAAAGCGUCCCGAAGACAAUCUUCGCCCAGAAGGAGAAUUUUACUCCCCAGAAAAAGAAAUAUACAGACCAGCUGAGAGGCCAGUUCAGAAGAAACCUGAAGACAACCUCCGUCCAGAGGGUGAAUUCCACACUCCUGAAAAAGCUAAAUUUAAACCCGCUGAAAGGCCUGUUCAGAAACGCCCUGAAGACAAUCUCCGUCCUGACGGUGAAUUUUAUACUCCUGAAAAGCAACCAUUCCGACCUGCUGAAAAAACUGUUAGGAUUAUUCGUGAAGAUAAUUUGAAAACAGAAGGAGAAAUGACGUUUGAAGAAAAACGUGAAUAUCACUUUGUGACAAGGCCAGAUCAAGUUAGACCUACGGACAACUUGAAACCUGAAGGUGAAUUCUAUACUCCAGACAAAGUUAAGUUCCAGCCAGCAGAGAGGCCAAGUCAAAAGCGACCAGAAGACAACUUACAUCCUGAAGGAGAAUUCUAUGCUCCAGACAGACCCUCGUUUAAGCCUGCUGAAAGACCGGUCCAAAAGCGUCCCGAAGACAAUCUUCGCCCAGAAGGAGAAUUUUAUUCCCCAGAAAAGGAAAAAUACAGGCCCACUGAGAGGCCAGUUCAGAAGAAACCUGAGGACAACCUCCGUCCAGAGGGUGAAUUCCAUACUCCCGAGAAAGCCAAAUUUCAGACAGCAGAAAGGCCGAAACAAAAGAGACCAGAAGACAACUUGCACCCUGAAGGAGAAUUCUAUGCUCCAGAUAAACCUUCGUUUAAGCCUGCCGAAAGGCCUGUCCAAAAGCGUCACGAAGACAAUCUUCGCCCUGAAGGAGAAUUUUAUUCCCCAGAAAAAGAAAAUUUCAGGCCUGCUGAGAGACCAGUACAAAAGAAACCUGAGGACAAUCUUCGUCCUGAGGGUGAGUUUUAUGCUCCUGAAAAGCAACCAUUUAGACAUGCUGACAAAACUUUUAGAGUUAUUCGUGAAGAUAAUUUGAAAACCGAAGGUGAAAUGACAUUUGAAGAAAAACGUGAAUACCAAUUUGUUAGAAGACCAGAUCAAGUAAGGCACAUGGAUAAUUUGAAACCUGAAGGUGAAUUCAACACUCCAGAUAAAGUUAAGUUCCAGCCAGGAGAAAGGCCAAGUCAAAAGCGCCCUGAAGAUAAUUUGCGCUCAGAAGGUGAAUUUUACUCUCCAGAAAAAGAAAAGUACCUUCCAUCUGAACGGCCAAUUCAGAAGAAGCCUGAAGACAAUCUUCGCCCUGAGGGUGAGUUCUAUGCUCCUGAAAAACAACCGUUUAGACCUGCUGACAAAACUGUUAGGAUUAUUCAUGAAGAUAAUUUGAAAACAGAAGGUAAAAUGACAUUUGAAGAAAAACGUGACUAUCAAUUUGUGACAAGACCGGAUCAAGUAAGGCAAAUCGAUAAUUUGAAACCUGAAGGUGAAUUCUAUAUUCCAGACAAAGUCAAGUUUCAGCCAGGAGAGAGGCCAAGUCAAAAGCGUCCAGAAGACAACUUGCACCCAGAAGGAGAAUUUUAUGCUCCAGACAAAACUUCAUUUAAACCUGCUGAAAAGCCCGUCCAAAAGCGUCCAGUCGAUAAUUUGCGUUCGGAAGGUGAAUUUUAUUCUCCUGAAAAGGUUGAGUACAGCCCUGGAGAAAGGCCUGUCCAAAAACGGCCUAAAGACAAUCUCAAACAACAGGGAAAGUUUACAACACCUGUAAGGGAACCCUUCCGACCAGCAGAAAAAACUGUUCGAAUUGUUCAUGAAGACAAUUUGAAGACAGAGGGUGAAAUGUCUUUUGAGGAGAAACGUGAAUAUAAAUUCGUUACAAGGCCAGAUCAGGUUAGGCCUGUUGAUAAUCUUAAACCAGAAGGUGAAUUUUACUCACCAGAAAAGAAUGUUUUGAAAUCUGGAGACAUUUCAAAACAAAAGAGGGUUGAACAUACAAGUGAUACCGUUGACUCAGUUGUUAUGAGCACACAGACGAAAAACAAGACUCAUGGACCCGUUACACCUUUUAAGCCCAAGGAUAAUCUUAAAUUGGAAGGUGAAAUGAGUGUUUACAAAAGAGAUCAAUUUCAACUUAAUACAACCAUCGAAAAGGUUGAACAAGUUUUCCAAACAGACAAGAUUCAUAGUGAAAACUUAAAGACAGUCAAACAUAUUCAAGAACAUAAGCAAGGUAGAAGGCCAGAACCAAUAAAACCUGUAGAUAACUUACGUUUAGAAGGGGAAAUUUACUCUAAGGAAAGCCCUAAAUAUCAUCCUGCUGAAAAACAAUUUCCUAAAAAACCGGUAGAUAAUUUGAAAUUAGAAGGCAGCUUGACAAUUCAAAAGAAUUCUUCAAAGACAAGCAAUAUGACUAAGGAAAUAAACAGUUCAACAAUUUCAAGAACAGUUGCUUCUAAGCCCAGGGACAAUCUUCGACCAGAAGGUCAACUUGAAUUUCCAAGUAAGGUCGUCAUGAAUUCUAAAACCACAUCCGACUCGGCAACCUAUAACAGAUCCUUGGUAACAAAAUCAAAGCAUACGCACAAUAAGUCUUCAAUUUCUCUAGGGACGGAUGAGUCUAUUUUGAAAACAACCAACCAGAUAAGCUUCGUCAAUGCAAAGUCUGCAGUAAGUGCUAGUGAUAUGACCACGGGUAAGCCUACUGAUGGAUUAGUUGUAGUUUCUACAAAGAAAGUUACAACUGUUGUAAGCAAUAAAAAUCGUAAAGAGCCCGAAACGCAAUAUAUUAAGAGGCAAGAAAAGGUCAAUAUUAUUGAGAAAACUUCUAAGGCCAAGCAAGAAACUAAUAUUGUCAAUUCGUCUGAUAUAAAAGAAUCUUCUGAAACUGUUACUAUUAAUAAAAUAAACCAACCAAUUCAAUUAGCUUCACAUACUCAGAUACAACAAUCGCAAAAUGAUAGCUUGGCAGUUUCCUCAUCAACUUCUAAAUCGUCAAAUCAAACAAACUCUUUUUCAAAGUCUUCAUCAAGUUCUUCUGUACUAAAUCAAUCUUCCCAGCUCCGAGGUGCACAAAAUGAAAAUUCAGCCAUUGCCUCUUCAUCAAGUAAAUCAUCAAACAAGAUAAAUUCCUUUUCAAAGUCUGCAUCAAGUUCUUCUUCAAUAAAUCAAUCGAUUCAGUUACAAAGCACGCAAAAUGAAAGUUCAGCCAUUUCUUCUUCAACUAGUAAAUCAUCGAAUCAGAUAAGCGCCUUUUCGAAAUCUUCAACAAGUACUUCAUCAUUGAAUCAAAGCUCGAAAUCUAUUGCAACAACCCAGAAUGUCCAGAGUGGAAUCCAGUCAGCAGAUGCCAAACAAUUCCAUCAUAAAAAAACUGCUUUCACGUCAGAAGAAAAUGUUGCCAACUCUAUAUUGCAUAGAAAAGGCAAUUCAAAUGAAAACUAUCAAUUUGGUGGGCUAAGUACCAGCGGAAAAAUUCAAAGGCGUAGCAUAAACAAUUUGCAUGAGCAGUCUUCAGUAUUCAGUAACUUAAGCGGGGAAAGACAAAGUCAUAGCACUAUUCACAGGCAAAAUAGGGAACAUGAUUCCAAGUCGGUUUCUUCUCACAGCCAUCAAAAACAAGUAGAAUACAAUGGUAUAGCGUUCCCAUCAUAUGGUCAAGAUCGGACGAUUACUCGAAGAACCGGCAAUCAGUCAACGUUUUCUUUAGGAAGUGACAAAUCGGUCUCAACCAGCCAAUACAAGUCUGAAUUUUCGAUAGUUCCAAACGCAACGUGUGCUGUCCAUGAUAUUAAAAGAGGUGCUUUUCAUCAUACAAGGGAUACAAAAGAUCACAAGUUCUUCAAAUCUACAUUGAAUUGAAAGAUUGAAAUCUUGUUCACAUAUCGCACCUAAUCAUACCUAAUAAGAAUUUUUUUUCCACUAACAAUAUUCACAUAAACUUUAAAAAUAAAUAUGAGUUUUUUCAAA